AUGAGUGACACACUAGACCAGAAUGAUCCCCCAAAAGAUCCUCAAGAGUUGGAAAAAUUGGAGGAAGCAAAACUCAAGGCUAAAUUUCCAAAUGCAAUGCUAGGAAGAGGUGGUUCACAUUCUGCCUUUUUACAGAAGAGACUUGCAAAAGGACAAAAGUUCUUUGAUUCUGGUGACUAUCAAAUGGCAAAGCAAAGGCCUGGUAACUUAGCUGCACCAUUCAAAGCCCCAGCAGCACCAGCCAAGCUGCCUACAGGAGAUGCUAUCCCUACGCCUGAGACUGUGCCCUUACGGAAAACAUCAAUAAUUCAGCCAAAAUUCCAACCCUCCAGUCAGACCUCCUAG
This is a messenger RNA of Pieris macdunnoughi, 345 nucleotides long. The record is from the annotation of a GenBank genome assembly. Lineage: Eukaryota; Metazoa; Arthropoda; Insecta; Lepidoptera; Pieridae.